AUGGGAGAGCCAGGAGAGCACUCGACACUGUUUGCCGAGCCACUUUCACGACGAUCAUUUCCAAUUAUAUCACAGCCGAUAACCACCGAGCACCAGCAUCUGACUACUUCGCACGACUACAAGGGGGGAUGGUCCUUCUACUUGGUCCUAGCUGGGAUAGUGACAACGCUGGGUUCCUCGCUGCCUGUCGGAUACAAUAUUGGAGUUGUUAAUACACCUGCUGACGUGAUAAAGAGUUUCUGCAACGAAAGUUUUAUAACCCGGUACGACGUGGUCCUUGACGAAAAAUGGCUGAACGUGCUCUGGUCGUUCGUGGUCUCCAUCUUCAUAGUCGGAGGCUGCACCGGCUCCAUACUCGGCGCUGUACUUGCAAACAGCUUGGGAAGAAAAAUGGCGACGGUAGUGACGAGCGUGCUAUCAAUCGCCGGCGGGCUGCUGUUCCUGCUGUGCCAAAGAGCUAACUCAGUCGAAAUGCUUAUAUUAGGCAGAUUACUAGUCGGCUUGUCUGGUGGUCUAACUACCAGCAUAGUGCCCAUGUACCUGACGGAGCUGGCCCCCGCGGCGCUGACCGGGGCCAUGGGGGUCGCGUGCCCCAUGGGGGUCAACGUCGGGGUCCUCGUCGGACAAGUCAUGGGGUUAGAUUUUAUAUUAGGUCGUGCCGAAGAUUGGCCCUACCUACUGUCCGUCUACGCGUUGCUAGUCAUUAUAUGUUUACCGUUGUUAUUUAUACUGCCAGAAAGUCCAAAGUACUUAUUUGUAGUUAAGCAAAAUGAGGAGAGAGCUUUAAAAGAACUGAGUCGUCUCCGCGGCGUGUCCCCGAGCGUCCUGAGCGAGGACGUGGAGGUGCUCCGCGAGGAGUCCCGCGGGCCGCAGUGCGCGGCCGGCGCCUGGUCCAUGGCGCGCGUGCUGCGGGACCCGCGCCUGACGCUGCCGCUACUGCUCGUCUGCAGCAUGCAGGCCGGCCAGCAGACCAGUGGGAUCAAUGCGGUGUUCUACUACUCGCAAACAAUAUUCAAGCAGGCCGGUCUAAGCGCCCAGAGCUCCCAGUACGCGACGAUAGGGUGCGGGUUCAUCAACGUGUGCACGGCCGUGUUGAUGCUGAAGUUGUUGCCUCGCUUCGGGCGGCGCCCACUGCUGCUGGCGUCCGUCGCCGCGGCCGCCGCCAUACUGGCCGCGCUCGCUGCUUGUAUGAGGUUUAUGCACGUAGUGACGUGGAUGCCGUACGUGUGUAUGAUAAUGGUGCUGUCGUAUGUUCUAGUCUACGGGUUCGGGCUCGGACCCAUUCCUUACUUUAUCGCCUCGGAGAUAUUCGAGGUGGGUCCCCGCCCUGCGGGUAUGGCGUGGGGCUCGCUAGCUAACUGGGGCGGGAAUUUCCUCGUCGGCAUGUCAUUCCCCUCCAUGAGGGAGUCCAUCGGACCUUACUCCUUCCUCGUCUUCUCCGGCGUCACUGCUGCACUGUUUGUCUUCCAGAAAAUGUACUUCCCCGAGACGCGAGGUAAGACGCCAACACAGGUGACACAGCUGUGCAGUCGCGGCUUACAGUCCAAGCCACUGCUCGCGUCCGACCUCUCCAGUGUAUGA
Spodoptera littoralis (African cotton leafworm) is the source of this 1581-nucleotide messenger RNA. NCBI's taxonomy places the organism in Eukaryota, Metazoa, Arthropoda, Insecta, Lepidoptera, Noctuidae. The record is from the annotation of a GenBank genome assembly.